CCCAUGGCGGCAGCAGCGGAUCCCGCAGCCGGCGGUCACCAAGGCCCGGACAGCAGCGCUCGGGGUAGCGGCAACACCAACACCGGUACCGGCGGCACCGGCAACGGCAGCAACGGCGACGGCACCGGCGGUCCCGGCUCGGUAGAACUGGCGGCGGCCCGGAGGAGGCUGAUAGCGGCGGAAGGGAGGCGGAGAGCAGCGGCGGAGCUGGAGGGCCGGGUUCGGCAGGUCCAUUGCGCCCUGCUGCACGCCGAGCUCCGCCUGGCAGCCCGGGCAGAGGCUCUGGGCCGGCUCGGGGCUGGGGUGGCCCAAGCCCAGCUCGCCCUGGCAGCCCAGAGCCAGAGGUUGCAGAAGGGGCUGCGGCGCCGCCCUCGCCCCCGCCCCGCAGCCCUCUUGGCCGCCGCCCGCGCCCUCCGCAGCUGCGUCCCUUGGGCCCCUUCCCGCACCCGCCCCGCAACCUCUGCGGCCACCGCGGGACGGCGCCUGCCCGCUGCACCCCGAGGCACAGCGUAG
Calypte anna (Anna's hummingbird) is the source of this 513-nucleotide messenger RNA. It is a transcript of the gene TRNP1, whose product is annotated as TMF1 regulated nuclear protein 1. Lineage: Eukaryota; Metazoa; Chordata; Aves; Apodiformes; Trochilidae. Gene Ontology annotation, biological process: regulation of cell population proliferation. The record is from RefSeq and is a predicted model, not a curated record. Gene Ontology annotation, molecular function: DNA binding. Gene Ontology annotation, cellular component: nucleus. Bases 4 to 513 code for a protein of 169 amino acids. The transcript has a single exon.